Molecule: messenger RNA, 2756 nt
Organism: Clupea harengus (Atlantic herring)
Lineage: Eukaryota; Metazoa; Chordata; Actinopteri; Clupeiformes; Clupeidae
Gene: lad1
Product: ladinin
Exons: 14
Coding region: 454-1818 (454 amino acids)
Molecular function (GO): structural molecule activity
Source: RefSeq, a predicted model, not a curated record
UUUUAAUACGAUCUGUACCUCUUCUGAAAGUUAUUCUCAAAAUUCUCAUCUUCUCAAAUUCUCCUGUGAUGCUUCUGUUUAAAACAGGCGUGAAACACCUGUUACCAAAGUGAAAGUCUGAGUUGUAACCUACUGCCAAAUGCAGCCUUCCCUAAAGUUACCCUCCACCUGUGGGUUAUUGCUGGUGCAAAUUGUAUUAUUAUUAGUAUACAAGUCUUAUCAUUGAUUGUCUGUAAAUUAAAGAAUGAUAUUAAAACACGGACUCAAUCUGAUAACUAAAAACGUAUAACUUGAUGAUAACUUAACGAGCCUUUCAGUUUGUUGCAAUUUAAGCCAGCCCCGCCUUAGCCCCGCCAUUUAACAGAUUCAGUUUCAUUAUAGAAUACAAAUAUGUAAUUGUGCUGCGAACUGCUGGGGUAAUUUCCUUUUCGGUUUGUCCAACUGGGAAUAUGCAUGCACACCCACACAGAAAGAGCUGAAUUUGCAAGUCUGGCUCGCCAGUGGACUGUGGAGGAUGAGGAGGAGCAGAAACGAGAGCACCGGAGGAAGACGCGAGAUCCCAGCAUUAGUGCAGACCCAGAUGAUGAUGAUGGCCUCUCUAGUGAUGGGAACCAGGACUCCAGGAGUGUGAGCAGUGCCCCUCAGGACCCUUCAGAGCAGGGGGAGGGCAACAUGCAGCCGGCGAUGGACUUCGUGGAGAUGCUGCGCUCCCGAGACGAGCGGCGGAGGGCCCGGCACCUGGAGACGCUGCGGCGGCAGAAGCAGGAGGAAGAGGAUGGGGGAGAGGAGGGAGGAGAGGCCCAGCCCAGAGUCGAGCUGCUGGGGGAUGUGGAGGUGGAGGAGGCGUUCCUCAGUCCCUUGCGCAGCCUGCUGGCCAGAGAGAGCACCACCAGCACCGCCAGCCCCGCUAGUCCCACCAGCCCCACCAGCCCGGCUAGCCCUGCCAGCAUCAGCACCUCCCACAGCAGGAGCCAUUCCAGCAACUCUGCUGUUGAGGGUCAGAAUGAAGAUGGCAAGGCAGAUUCAAACCAGUCAUCUCCACGCAAGACGUCCAGGAAGUUUGUCAGCUCUUUCUCCAUCUCCAUUGAUACGAGCCCUGCGUCAGCCUCUCCACAGAGGGUGGUGUCACCCCUCAGCCCUAGAGGUCCCCCUGAGAGGCCCUUCAGCCCCACUUUUGGGGGCCCCCAAAGUCCCACGCUGAAUGGGGGUACAGAGAAUGGCGCCUCUUCCAGCUUUGAGCCAGCAACCAGACCUGCCUUUAUAAAACAAAGUUCCAGAACCACAUCCUUCAGGAAGCUGAAGAAGCAGGAAGAGGAGCAGAGCAUGCCACUGCAGCGGAGUGCCAGUGUUCGGGUCACAAGCAAAAUUGAGUCCAAUAAGACAAGAGAGGAAGAUCAAGAUGAGCAACAACAGUCACCGUUUCAGAGAAACUCUAAACAGAGAAUAUCAGCUCGUGCCAUCCAGGAGAAAAUGGAGAGACUUGCCCAGGCUGCACAGAAACAAACAAACAAGUCCCCCUUCCAGGCAGAGAGGACUCUGUUUCUGAUGGAUGAAGUCGUAAGAAAAAAGAAUAUUUUUGAGAGCGAGCAGCCAAAGGGAGAGAAAGAGCCUGGGAUGUCCAGACAGGAAUACCGCAACUUUUCAUCUGGAAUUGCUGACCGGAUUAAUCGCUGGGUGCAGAAACAAACAAAGUCUAGCCCUAGUUCCACCUCAACUGACCUGAGGAAUGUGGACAUCGUAAGUAAGAAGAUUCUCUUUGAGCAGGCCAAAGACGACAGGCCCAUGUCUCCUGUACCUCACAGCAAGAGCCCCAAAUGACAGACAAGGCCACCGCCUGAGAAAACGUGCCAUGUAUGCAUUAUCAUUCAUAGGACUCCAGGAUUUUGAAGACAGCCUGACUACUACGGAGGACUAGCACUAUGGAUUGUGUAUUUUUAUAUAUUGGUGAUUUUCAACAUUUCAGUGAAGAGUUGAAGGCUUUUGACAUUAUCCACUUUCAAUCUUAAUUAAUACAUUUACAUAACUUGCAUAACAUUAUAUUACAUAAAUUACACACAUAAAUAUACAAAUACACACACACACACACACAGACACACACAUAUAUACACCUUUAUAGAGAUUGAAAAAAACAUCUGCAAAACUAAAUAAAAACAGAUUCAGUUUCCAUUUACACUGUCUGUCUUAAAAAUCACACUCUCUCUGUCUGUUGGUCAAAUAGAGAUCAUGGCUAUGUUAACGUAAUCUUUACAAAGAAAACUGUCCCCAGUCUUUUAUGCACUUUCUAUGUAUGUUUUUUCUUCAGAAAAAAUGUGUGUAAUAAACUAAUGAGAGUAAUGUAAUGAAUACCAAACAUUCCUUAAAUGCCCAGUUUGCCAUGUUUUUACAAGAAUGGGGAAAAUUCAUUCAAAUGAGGAUGAUUCUGCUUUCAUUAACCAUCAAUGACAUACUGUAAAUGACUGAGAGCCUAACAGAAAGCUAACCUGCACUCAUAUUUAUGUUCAUGAAUGACAUACAGACUGUUUGUCUGACUUCAUUGAACUGCAGCAACUACAGUAUGUGCAAUAACAAGCAUCAGUCCACAGUGGGGCCUGCCGAUUAUAGAAACUCUUUCAGAGAUAAUUUAUGAGUACGCCUAAUACGAUCUGUUUACUUGUUCGGGUAUAAUCUAAUGUUUGAAGUUUAGGGGGAUCAUGGUGGAGAGGACGGGAUUUGGACCUGUUUGGCAAAUAAUAAACUCUAUAUUUCAACAAUUUAAA